UCGUUCGAUAUGACGUAGCACUGGAGGCGUUGGCCGGCGUAGUGUCACUGUGUCUGAGCUCGACAGACGAGAGGAGGACGCUUCAAAGAUAAGAAGACCUGUCAAAGCAAAACACUGAAACUAACACCUCAGCCCGUGUUUAUUUUCUGAUACCAGCACUGUGCUUUUUGUGUGAACCCCGUCGAAAUGAUCAAAAACGGACACCAUGCCGCCGACGACCAGCGGGAAGGAGCCGGCUGCAGUUUGCCGGCUGGCUCGGUAUGCAGCCCGGAGAAAAGGAAGCGUGUAGUCCGGUUGUGGUGUGACGGCUGUUAUGACAUGGUGCAUUAUGGUCACUCCAACCAGCUACGCCAGGCCAAAGCCAUGGGAGACUACCUCACGGUCGGAGUGCAUACAGAUGCGGAGAUUUCCAAGCACAAGGGUCCUCCAGUGUUCACUCAGGAAGAACGCUACAAAAUGGUGCGGGCAAUCAAGUGGGUGGAUGAGGUAGUUGAAGGAGCACCUUAUGUCACAACCCUAGAGACUCUGGACAAAUACAACUGUGACUUCUGUGUGCAUGGAGAUGACAUCACACUGACUGUAGACGGCAAGGACACAUAUGAAGAGGUGAAGCGCGAAGGCCGAUACCGUGAAUGUAAACGUACACAAGGUGUGUCCACCACUGACCUGGUGGGGCGUAUGCUUCUCAUGACCAAAGCCCAUCACAGCAACUUGGAUAACCCAGAUUACCAGAAGCAUACAGACAAUUUUGGAAAGGGUCCUAAAGGCAACAGUCCAUGGACAGGAGUGUCUCAGUUCCUCCAAACGUCUCAGAAAAUCAUCCAGUUUGCCUCAGGAAAUGAGCCACAGCCUGGAGACACCAUCAUCUAUGUGGCUGGAGCUUUUGACCUCUUCCAUAUUGGUCAUGUUGACUUCCUAGAGAUGGUGUACAAACAGGCAGAGAAGCCCUACGUCAUUGUAGGUUUGCAUUUUGACCAGGAAGUGAACCGCUACAAGGGGAAGAACUAUCCGAUCAUGAACAUUCAUGAGAGAACCCUGAGUGUCCUGGCCUGCAGGUAUGUGUCAGAGGUGGUGAUUGGUGCACCCUAUACAGUGGACAAAGAUCUGCUGGAUCACUUUAAGGUGGAUCUGGUUUGUCAUGGCAAGACGGAGGUGUUUCCAGACAAGGAUGGUUCAAACCCUUACGCUGAGCCUAAGAGGAGGGGCAUAUUCAGGACCAUCGACAGUGGGAACAACCUCACCACUGAUGAUAUCGUCCAGAGAAUCAUUGAAAACAGGCUGCAGUUUGAAGCCAGGAACCAGAAGAAGGAGGCCAAAGAGAUGGCGGUGAUCGAGGCCAUGAAGAAGAGAGAGCAGCAGGAGCAGGGUGAAGCUCAGGUCCAGGCUUCUCACUAGCAAAACCACAAACCUUGGUUUUAACGGAUUCUUUGCCUCAUUUAAUCCUUUUCUCUUUGUUUGUUUUUAAGAAAACAGACACAAGUGACCCAGACACGUGGUCCAUGUUGUCCUAAUUUAGUCCUAGCUACAGGUGAGACGACACCUGAGAGCCUGGUGGUUUCUAGUAGUCUUGUGGGUGCACAGUCCUGCUUUUAGGUUUGUUUCUGCUGGGUCUCCAAAUGACAAAGAAGACAAAGAAAACAAAAAAAACACCUAUACUUAAAUAUUUUAAGCUGCAAAUUCCCUUUACACUUCUUCCUCCUAAGAGAGCUUUAUUUUUAUCUUGUGUAUUUAUGUAUGUUUGUAUUAACACACAUUUCAUGUAUCUGUGUUAGUGGUCUUAUAAUUGUUUCAUUAUCUCUUACUAUCAUUGACAUAAUGUUAACACAACAUUGUCUUUAACCAUGUUUUAAUUUGGCGAUCUUAAAAAUGGUUCAUUUCUAUGUUUUUAAUCCAUCCCAAAAUAAUUUGUUUUUUGUUGAAUUAUCUGUGAAGUAGUGUUCUAAAUUUUAACUGUGGAUUUUAGCUACCUGAAUUUGCACCGGAUGUGUGUGUUUGUGUGAGUGUGAGAGAGAGAGCGAGAGUAGUAAGUGUUUGCGCUGUAAAUGUCAGUAGUGCCUCAUUCCUAAAGCUAUAACUGAUGCCAGGGCUGUGAACUGUGUGAAAAUACCUGAACUACUGUUUUGUUCCUUUAACCUUGAGUAAAGUUGUGUUGAGUUGUACUUUCUUUGGUCUACAUUCAGGUGUACACAGCAGAGUGUGUGUGUGUGUGAGAAGUAAAACAUGAAUGUUUUCCUCUGUUUUUCUGUAAGACAAUCCAACGACUAACAGAUUUGGGAGCGACUGUUGAAAUGAUUGUGUUUUUCUGUCCUGCUCAUUGUUAGGGCUUUUUAAUGGUAACAAGAAAAAUAUGUUUCUACAUUUUAUUCAGUGGAUAUUUUACUGCACUGUGUGGACUUCCCCUUUAUGAAAUAAAAUGUUAACUUGACAAAGUGUCA
Messenger RNA from Solea senegalensis (Senegalese sole), 2435 nucleotides. It is a transcript of the gene pcyt2, whose product is annotated as phosphate cytidylyltransferase 2, ethanolamine. Bases 187 to 1395 code for a protein of 402 amino acids. Gene Ontology annotation, cellular component: cytoplasm. The transcript has 12 exons. NCBI's taxonomy places the organism in Eukaryota, Metazoa, Chordata, Actinopteri, Pleuronectiformes, Soleidae. Gene Ontology annotation, biological process: phosphatidylethanolamine biosynthetic process. Gene Ontology annotation, molecular function: ethanolamine-phosphate cytidylyltransferase activity. The record is from RefSeq and is a predicted model, not a curated record.